Neolamprologus brichardi is the source of this 3526-nucleotide messenger RNA. Lineage: Eukaryota; Metazoa; Chordata; Actinopteri; Cichliformes; Cichlidae. The record is from RefSeq and is a predicted model, not a curated record.
AUGAAUAAUGAUGAGGAGCUUCUCCUCAAGAAGCUGGACAGUCUGGUUACAAACAUUAAGUGGGGCCCAAAGGAAGUCAGUGACUUGUUCAAAGCUCUUCUGAAACGAUAUGAAAAAUCAACAAAUGACAAAUUAACAAAUCUAGUGUCAUGGAUGAUAAAAAUGUUGCAUUGCAUAGAGAUUCAUUAUAUUUCUCCAUGUUCGAAAUACAAUGGUAAAAAGACACUUCUGGAACUUGUCCAAGAUGAAAGUGUAACAGAUGAAACCAUAAAGAAGUUUUUGGCUGAAGACAAAGAGAAGACCCUGGAUGAAAUACUUGAUGAAAUCCGCCAAGAACAUUUGAACCAGGUUGAUGGACUUCUAGAAGACGUCAGAGACAUUGUAUCAACAUUUCAUAUAAAGGAUCGCAAUGAUGAUUCUGUGAGGAGGGAAUUGAAAAACACCUUGCAGGAGCUCUGUUGCGCAGUGGAAAAAACGUUUAAAUAUAAGCCACGACUGACACAGAUGGUGAGCUGGUGUCUCAUGGCUCUUUCAAAAACAGGGCGGUUAAUUCAGGUUGGGACUGGGGAGGGCAAGUCCUGUAUAGUGGCCAUGUUUGCUGCUUUCCGAGCUCUGAGAGGUGAAAAAGUAGACAUCAUGUCAAGUUCAUCAGUUCUUGCAGAAAGAGAUUUUGGGGAAUGGCAAAGAUUUUAUAAACUUCUGAAGAUCAGCGUAGACUGCAACACAAACAAAUUAAAUGAAGAAUUAAAAAAGUGCUAUGAGUGUAAAGUUGUUUAUGGCACUGCCGAACAGUUUGCUGGUGACUGGCUUAGACACCACUUUCACAGGGAGGACAUACUUGGGCAGAGAACAUUUCAGUGUGCAAUAGUGGAUGAAGUGGAUUCACUGAUGUUAGACAAGGGGCAUCAUAUGGUCUAUUUAAGCAGCGACAUGCCUGCUUUGCAGCAUCUCAACCCACUCCUGGCUUUCAUAUGGAACACUGUUAACCAGUACGGUAAGAUUGAUACAAAAACAGUUGUAGGGCCAAAACACCUGUGUUGUCAGGUUGCGCUUGAAAGCAUAAAGGGUGAAGAUAAUGACUUUAUUACUUUUCAGAUAGCUGAAGACACAGGCAUACUGACGAAAGGCUCAGUCGAGAACUUAAGAAAGAAUCACGGCUCCUUAACUCUACUAAGUGUCAACAGUAGUGUUACUGUUAAGGAGCUGGCUGAGUUCUUUAACAGAGUAGAACAGAGAUUCCCAUCCUGCCACUUUGCUCUGUACUGCAUAAACAGCAGUGGCACAAUAGAGGAACUUAACAAGGAGGGAGAAGGUGAAGAUGGAGAAGCACAAAGAGUGUCACUGCUUUUAUCCAGUGGCGGCCUCUGUCAGUACAUGUACUCUGAUGAAAGCACCGCACUGAGAGCUGCAGAAGAAGAAGUAAGAAGUGCACUGCGCUUUACUCCAUGUGAACUGAGCCUAGCUGAAAUCAUCUGCUAUGUCCCAGGAUUCUUUUCAGAUCUGGUCAAAUCGAAAUUAAAUGUUUGGAUUAAAAAUGCAUUCUAUGCACAAACCAUGACAAAGGAUCAUGAAUAUGUCAUAGAGAAACAUGGGAUAGUGCCUGUAGACUACAGCUGCACAGGUGUUGUUGAAAACUGCAUGAAAUGGAGUGAUGGACUACAACAGUUUCUUGAAAUGAAGCACGAGUCAAAGCUGAGUGACAUGACAGCCAUAACAAACUACAUGUCCAAUGUUGGCUUGCUUCAGAAGUAUGGAAAUCAGAUCUAUGGGAUGUCUGGGACUCUUGGCAAACAAGUGGAAACUAAGACUCUGCAGAAAAUCUAUGAUGGUAUCAAAACCUGUCAGAUCCCUUCAUUCAAACGCAGGAAGCUGUUUGAGGUUGAAGGUGUGGUCGUGAGCAAUGAAGAAGAAUGGGUUGAAAAAAUCUGUGAUGCUGUCAUUGCACAAACAACGCGCACAUCAUACAGGGAUCCAAGAGCUGUGCUGGUCAUCUGUGAGACCAUCAGUCGCGCAAACAUUAUCCACCAAGCUCUAGGUGAUAAAGUCAAAGAGAAAAGUCUUUAUAUAAACAACAACAUGGACAACAGUUCAAUCUUUUCCAAGGAGCUUAAAGCAGGAGAAGUUAUAAUUGCAACAAACCUCGCAGGUCGUGGAACUGACCUUCAGAUUACCGAAGAAGUAAAGAGAGCUGGAGGUUUGUUUGUUGUGCAGACCUUCCUCCCUGAGAACGCUCGUGUGGAGGCGCAGGCUUUUGGUCGCAGUGCCAGACAAGGAGCUCCAGGAUCUGCUCAGCUCAUCAUCUCUUCUAGUCAUCUGUCAGAUCCAAUUCAAAUGCUGCUUUUAACAAGGAACCAUCUCUCUUUAAUGGAUGAUUUACUGAAUUUAACUAAACUUAACCAACAUCUUUUUGUGAAACAGAUUAAGAUGUAUCAAAAAAGCCCCAAUAAUAAAAGAUUUGAAGACAUGUCUUCAAUACUGGAACAAAUUUUGACUCUAAAGUCAGAGCCAGAAAUAAACUUGGCUAAAGAUGGCCGAGACAGCUCAGUGGCUCACAAACUAUCAAGCUACUUGGAGUCUGACAUCCCAAACAUAAAGAAGAAGGAGGAGCUCUUCAAUCAGUAUCUGGAUGAACUUGAUGAUUUGUACAAAAGCAACAACAACAAGCCAGCAGCUUCAGAUUUGUCUGCUCUGAAUGAGUUUUGGGGUAUGUGGCUACUCACAAGCUUCAAUGCCAAAGACUCUACUGAGGAAUUGAAAGGCAGAUUAAAACGAGACCUGGACGCAGCCAGACUAAAACUCAGGCAAAGAGAAUCACCCUCUUCUAACCUUUACCACUACAUUGGCUUUGGUAAUGACUUACGCGAAAAGGGGAACUUUGCAGAGAGCAUCGACAUGUACACCAAAGCCAUAGAGCAAGACCCCUGCUGGGGAGCUAUUGCAUAUUACAACCGAGCUUUUACAACUCUGAAGCAGCAAAACAGGGCUCAGAGUCGAGACUGCAUCAGUCAAGCUUUGGAUGAUUUGAAAAAUGCACUCAAAUCUGUGCAGCUUUACUGUGACCAAAUUCAGGUCACUUAUAGAUUCUCCAAACAGCACACUGAGAACCACAGCAGUGAUUCACCCAGCAGAAUUCACAAACACUUCACAGCCAGAUACAGUGUGUUAAGUUUUUUUAAAGAAAACAUUACAGAGGCCAUAAAGAAGGUGGAGAGGAGCAGAGACAUGGGUGGGAAUGUAAAAGUGGAAGAGAGUCUAAUCUACUUUAUGGUUCCACUGGGGUAUCUCCUGCCCUCAUUUAACCUUUCACUGGAAACACUCCGUGUAACCCACUCUAGAAACCCUCUAAAGCGCCAGCAACUCAUCAGCGACCCCUCCUUUGAUAUUCUAAAUGAAAUUAGGUGUCUUGAAUCUUUGGGUCUGAAUUGUAUCUAUACUUUAGACACAAUUUUCUCGCUGGGAGGCUUUUUCUCAAAAAUAGGAAGGACACUAAAAACAAAGAAAAGUUCUGAUUAGAAGACAGGUAUUC